GGAGCGGGCGGGGCGAGCGGAGCAGAGUGAACCGCGCAUGCGCCCAGGACUGGCAAACUCACCCCAAACUGGACAGUCGGUGGGACCAUGUUGUGCCCGUUGAUGCUGCAGCUGAUGCUGAUGCUAAUGCUGCUGAUGCUGCUGCCCGCCCUCCUGGCUGGAGCACAGGCUGCAGGCUCCCACUCGCUACGUUAUUUCUUCACGGGGGUGACCCCGGGCUCGGGGAUCCCUGAGUUCACGGCGGUCGGAUACGUGGACGAUGAGCAGAUUGAUUACUACGACAGCGUGAGUCAGAGGGCUGAGCCGCGGCAGCGCUGGAUGGCGGAGAGUCGGGGCGCCGACUACUGGGAGCGGGAGACACAGAGGGCGCGGCGCUGGGAGACGAGGUCCAAGUUCAACAUCCAGACCCUGGAGCGGCGAACCAACCAGAGUGGAGGGAUCCACACUGUCCAGAUGAUGUACGGCUGUGAGCUGCGCUCGGACGGUUCCAGCGCCGGGUUUUGCCAGUACGGUUGGGACGGAGAGGACUUCAUCAGCUUCGACAAGGAGCACAUGGUGUGGGUGACGCCCGUACCCUGGGGGUUGUUGACCAAACACGAGUGGGACCGGAACACGGGCUACAACCUUCAGAACAAGGCCUACCUGGAGGAGACGUGUAUCGAGUGGCUGCAGAAAUAUGUCCAGGCCGGACAGAGUCACCUCACCCCCGUUCAGCCCGAGGUGAGCAUCUUCCUGUCGGGGGAUGGGAGCCGCGUGUGGUGUUUCACCACGGGCUUCUACCCGCGGUCCAUCGAGGUGAACCUGGUGCGGGACGGCCUGGUCCUGGAUGAGAGCCGCUCCCACGGGACGCUGCCCAACCACGACGGCACCUUCCAGCAGGGCCGCUGGGUCCACGUGGAGCCCGGGGACACGGCCCCGCUCUCCUGUCGUGUAGAGCACCCGGGGCUGUCCGAACCCCUCGAGGUCUUCCUGGUCCGCAAGUCGGGCAUCAACGUGAUGACCAUUGUCCUGGUGUUCGCUGUCCUGGUGCUGGCGGUGGCUGCGCUCGUGGGGGGAGUCCUCUACUGGAAGAAGAAACAAGCGGGGAAGAGCGGCUACAAUGCCACCAAGACCUCGGAGCGCGGGGAAAACUGAUCAAAUUCCUCUGCUCCAGCCUGAGGGCCGCCGUGUGCCGCCGCCGCCGCCGGUACAGGAGCGUCGGUGGAGAGCGGGACAAGUUGGCGGGGUUUCUGCUGUUGGGGGGCGGUGUAAUGGUGGGGGGGUGGGUGAGCAAUGAGCGCAUCUACAGCUGAUUUGGGAAUUUGGACUUUACGCUUCGCUCUGUGGGUCGCUGCUCAUUUACUGACUGCACUGGGGGGGGGGAGGGGUGGGGGGGGGGGGGCUGCUGCUUCCCAUAAUGUUCCUGCAAUGACGGGGUUCAGGGGGGAUCAGUCCCGAUCAACAUCUGGUGGGAAUGAAUCACAGCUGGAGCGUUGCAGCGCUGGUUGACCCGAGGUCCGAACCGCUCGGCGGGGGGGGGGGUGGAGAGGUUCCUGGCGAUGUGACGUCACAGCCACCCGUGGACUGUGUGGGGGGGGGGGGGGGGGAUUGGGGGGGGGGGGGGGGGGAUGAUCAGGGAAUGUGAUUCUUUGCUGGGGGGGCGUGUACUGCUUCACUGUCGCCACAUAAAUGAUCAAUAAAAUCCAGUGUGUUCU
Messenger RNA from Amblyraja radiata (thorny skate), 1694 nucleotides. RefSeq names its product H-2 class I histocompatibility antigen, Q9 alpha chain-like. The transcript has 8 exons. Gene Ontology annotation, biological process: immune response. The record is from RefSeq and is a predicted model, not a curated record. Lineage: Eukaryota; Metazoa; Chordata; Chondrichthyes; Rajiformes; Rajidae. Bases 88 to 1134 code for a protein of 348 amino acids. Gene Ontology annotation, cellular component: external side of plasma membrane.